AUGCCGAAAGGCUGUUGGCAACCCUCCUCCGCCUCUUCGGCCAAGCCCUGGUCCGAAGCCACCAAGUCCCCCCCCGUCACCUCCCUCACCGUCACCAUCAACAACAGAUGCACAGUCUCUGUUACCGCUCCCCCCACCGUCCCAUCAACGGUCUACACACCCUUCUUUGAGGCCCUCACCAUGAUCCUAAACGUGGAGAUAGCCUCCACAGAAAACCCCUUCACCACCUUCCACCCCGCUCCCAUCAACAUCGAUCUCGCCAUCCAUGGCAUCCCCCUCUAUAAGCUCCCCAAUCAGGAAUGCCUAGAGGAGAUCCUGCCCUCCGCGCUUAAACUAGCCGUUGGCAUCACCGCCUCUGCCGUCCGUUUCCUAAACACGGACAAAACCUCCCGCUCCUCCAAGGCCACCAUCUCUGUCAUCGUCUCUGUAACGGCGGAAGAGGCAGCAACCAGUGGAACCACCAUCCACCUCUUCUCCCGCCCCAGACGCUGCAACGUCAUGUGGUGA
Messenger RNA from Morchella sextelata, 507 nucleotides. RefSeq lists its product as uncharacterized. Lineage: Eukaryota; Fungi; Ascomycota; Pezizomycetes; Pezizales; Morchellaceae. Bases 1 to 507 code for a protein of 168 amino acids. The record is from RefSeq and is a predicted model, not a curated record. The transcript has a single exon.